Encephalitozoon romaleae SJ-2008 is the source of this 912-nucleotide messenger RNA. RefSeq names its product uracyl-DNA glycosylase. NCBI's taxonomy places the organism in Eukaryota, Fungi, Microsporidia, Unikaryonidae. Gene Ontology annotation, molecular function: uracil DNA N-glycosylase activity. The record is from RefSeq and is a predicted model, not a curated record. The coding region runs from base 1 to 912 and encodes 303 amino acids. Gene Ontology annotation, cellular component: nucleus; mitochondrion. The transcript has a single exon. Gene Ontology annotation, biological process: base-excision repair; base-excision repair, AP site formation via deaminated base removal.
AUGAUGGAGCAAGAAAAAGAGGAGAGACAUAUCUACACCAAUAAAAGUUCAAAGAAUAUGAAGGAGCAUAAGGAAGAUAGGUCUGGAGGGGCUUCCUCCCAUCCAGAUAGUAGGAAUGGUCUUGGAAAAAGACAGAUGAGCCUAGAUGACAUAUUUUCCAAAAAAAAGAUCGCAACUGUUGUGAUACCAAGUAAAAUUCAAGAAACAGACUGGAUCUGUGAAGGAUGUGUCAAUCCAUGCGAAUACUGCAAGCUAGAAGAGAAGAUUGACCUGAGAUGGAGAGGAUAUCUGAAGUCGGAGUUUGGAAAGGAUUAUUUCAGGGGAAUCAAGAGGUUUCUCCAUGGGAACAGAAAUCAUCUACCUCCGAUUGAUAAGAUAUUUACGUUUUCAAGCUUCUUUCCAUUAGAGGCGACAAAGGUUGUUAUAAUGGGCCAAGAUCCUUACCACAACGACAAUCAAGCAAUGGGAUUGUCUUUUUCUGUUCCCAUGGGUGUUCCCAUUCCGCCGAGUCUCAAAAACAUAUACUUGGAGAUAAGUUCUGAUAUUGAAGGAUUUGAGAUUCCUUCUCAUGGAGAUCUGUCUAUGUGGGCCAAGAGAGGUGUGCUAUUAUUGAACGAUGUUCUCACUGUCACAAAAAACCGACCGAAUUCUCAUGCUGGUAUUGGAUGGAGAGAAUUCACAAGUAGGAUUCUUCAAACUAUAAAUGAAAGAUGUACCAAUGUUGUGUUUAUGUUAUGGGGAAGGCACGCCCAAGCAAAAGGCAAAUUCAUCAGCAGGAGCAAGCACUUGGUAUUGGCCUGUGGGCACCCAAGCCCUCUCAGCUCCAAUCAUUUUUUCGGAUGCAAGCAUUUUUCCAAAGCCAACAAAUAUCUUAUGGACCAUGGAAAAUCUCCUAUUGAUUGGCAAGUAUAG